AUGCGAGACAGACUGAACCUCCAAGCCCGGACACAGACACAGACACAGAUGCAAGGACAAGCACCAGGAGGAGAGUUACACAUCCCCCUAAUAUGGUUCUGCGGCCUACACGUCGACAAGGAAGACGAAGAACGGUCGGAACCUCACAGCACGGAAACCAUUUCCUGGCCGGCCACCAUGUUCCGUUCUUUCAUCGCCCAACUCCUCCGCUACUACCCGCACCUCAACCUUUUGCAUAUCGAGCAAGAAGCUGGGGCCGAUAUCAUCGCGGCGAGGGAGGGUAAGCUCAAAGCGCUGUGGAAGGUCUUCCACUGCUUGGUUAGACGGCUACCAGGUAGUGUCACGCUUGUGUGUGUUAUUGACGGUGUCGUGCAUUAUGAGAUGGAUAGGUAUGAGGACGCGAUUAUGGGGUUGUUGAAGAGGUUAUUGGGAUUGGGAAAAGGGUUGGAACAAUGUCGGGUGAAGGUUCUGGUUGUUAGUCCUACUAAGACGGAGAGUGUUCGGUUAUUUGAAGGAGAUGGGGAGGGAGAAGGAGAUGUGCUGUCUUUGGCUGGUGAGCCCGUUGGUAUGGGCGGGUUUGAGAUGGGUGUCAGUGGAGGGGACUUGUGGAUUGACAGACCGAUGGACUUGUGA
This is a messenger RNA of Sordaria macrospora k-hell, 633 nucleotides long. RefSeq lists its product as uncharacterized. The record is from RefSeq and is a predicted model, not a curated record. NCBI's taxonomy places the organism in Eukaryota, Fungi, Ascomycota, Sordariomycetes, Sordariales, Sordariaceae.